AUGGAAAACAGUCCCGAGAAAGAUACAGAACCUGGAAAUAUCACGGAACUUUUAAGUACAGGAAAACUUGAUUUUGAUGACGAAACUUUAAGAGGUAAGGGGAAAUACCAAAUUUGUUAAGUCGAUUGACAUAUACCAAUUGAUGAUUAAGUCUAAAAUGAACAACAUUAGGGGUAUUUUUGAUCAAAACCUUAUGGUAAUCCCAAUUUUAUUCUUGAAUUCCGCUGCCCCUCUGUUGAUUUACUUUUACCCACUGUGCGUGAUUUCAUACCAGUCUUGCUCGAAACAUUAAUAGAAUGCCCUGGUCGCGGUGGAAAUGUUUAUGCAAAAGUCACCCAUCUUCGAAAGAGGCCCAUGUUCUAGACAUUUUUUUACGAUCGCUUCAAAAUAUCUAAAAUUCGGGACAUUUAAUAGAACUUGGGUCAACUGAAGGAAUAAUGUUGACAUGUUGUGCUCGACCUCCUUUUCCCUUUCCCCUCAAUGUUGGCCUCGAACUUGGACAAUUCCACCAAAAAAACCAUUUCAAGACAACAUUGGAAGAGAGAAAGACAUGUAUCGGAGCAGUGUGACCCAAGUUGAGCGUCAGAGAUUGUAGUCUCCAACGCACAGGAGGAGCGUUGUGUGACGUAACAAAAACGGCUGCGAUGGCCCAUGUACGGCGUUUUCCAGGCCUCCUCCGUCAAUUCGUUUCGGUGACAUAUCCGAGGCGAACGGGUGGGAAACGCCUAGAUAAAAACAGAAUUCGCAUGCGUACGUUGCGUUUUGAAAACAGCGGACUUUCUUUCACUUCUUCGCUCGGACCACGUGACCCGAAACGCAUGAGGCCUAGCAGGGGUGGCUUGGUGGCCUUCGCGCAGAGUCCUUUCCUUCUUUCCUUUUUUUCCCUGUGAUCAACUGAUUUUUAUUUCCCCCUUUCAGCGAUAGCGGAAGUUUACAAGAACGAAGGUAAUAACGAAUUUAAUAAAGGAGAAUUCGGAAACGCCAGAUACUUCUACACGGAAGGGAUUAGAGUGAAAUGCGAAGAUGACGAAUUGACUGCUAAACUGUACAGCAACAGAGCAACAGCUAAUUUUCGUCUUGGUGAGUUGUCUUGUUUCUAAUCUCUCUCGUUUAAAUGCAUCGUCGCCGCGUACAGACCACAAGGAACAGCAAAAGAAGCCAACGUUUGUAAUACGAACUACCCAUUCUCCAAUGAUCCUUCGACUCAUGACCGCCGCUCACGGACAGCGAAUAACCAGAACACUAGUAUCAUUUUAGGUCAUUGAAUUUCAGUUACUCAAAAAAGUAAGAGCGCGUGACAUCUUUCUUCUGUUAAAGUGCCCAUCACCUAAAAUUUAAUAUUUUCUUAUCUGAAACUACACCUUAUAAAAAUAACUUCUGCGAAAAAAUUUUGCGAUUUAAACCAAAGACGAUUUUUUUAUAAUUUUUUAAAAACGUUCAAAUUUGCCGCCAUUUUUGCACAUCAUUCGUCUUAGUCUUCUCUCGGAGUAUGGCGUCAUAUGACGUACUUUAAGGAACACGAGACCUUAUCGACAGGAAAACAUUAAGAGUUCUGAUAGGUUUUUCUUUUUCAGAAAAACUUUCUUCUUGCGAAGACAUUGUGAUUCAAUCCUUACUUGUAAUUUAUCUUUUUUGUGUACCGCUGGGUAAUGCGAGUUCCUUAAUUUACGUCACAUGACGUCAUAUGUGAGCCUGCUAGUUUGCAUGAUCAGCGGCGCGGGUGUACCGCAAAAAUGUAGACUUCAAAAAUUGGUAAAAAAAUCGCGUUUUGUUCACACCGCAAAAUUUUUUCGCAGAAGUUAUUUUAAUAAGGUAUAGUUUCAGAUAAGAAAAUAUAAAAUUUUAGGUGAUGGGCACUUUAAGGAAGACCUCUAUCUGAAAUUUUCUUACUUUCGGUUAUUCCUGUUCCUCAAAACGCUACGUACAUUAUAUUUUAUUUUGUUUAGUGGGGUAAGCGUACAAUGUUGUGUUUUAUUCUAUUUUUAAGUCCAACAUCACUGUUCAUUGCUUUUAAAUUUAUCUUUGACUACUAGUUAUUGUUGAAAUUAUAGGCAAUUACCACGAGUCAGUAAAAGAUGCCAAAGCUGCCAUAGAGUUGCAACCAACGUUCCUAAAAGCUAUAACAAGAGGUUAGAUUGGUACCUAAGCUUUGUGUAGAAUCAAUCCCAGGGCAGGGAAAAACUAGCUGGCCUAAAAAUCGGACUGGGACAUGGGGACGGGGACAUCAGGACACGUUUACAAGGACUUGGGACUCGGUUACGCGAGGGACGAGAUGUAUGAGACGCGGAAACCCGAAAUACAGGACGUGAGGACGCGAACAAAAUUUUUUUCAGUUUCUGCAAAAGUCGGAGUGCUCUCUUCAUUUUGUGGGAUAUUAUUCAUUAUGAAAUAAACACAUCUUCCAUUUAAAUUUAACAGGUUUCUUGUAGUGACUAAAAAUUGGCGGGAAACUCAAUUUUUUCGAAACUUUGUUGAUUUUAUCUGUUUUUAGAUCCUUGCGAAGAGGUCCCUAUGACAUAAUUACUAGGCAUCCGAUAAAAUAUAACAAAAAUUUGGCGCCAGAAUUGGAAAAGUGCAAGUGAAGUGCCGGAUCUUUCUAAGGCUUUCGACGUUAUUGAUCAUGAUCUACUCUUAGCAAAACUUAAGGCUUAUGGUGUGGGAGAGAGAAGUUUUGUGCUCUUCAAUUAUUACUUGUCGGGAAGACAGCAUAGAGUCAAGAUGGGGGACACGUUUUCAAGCUGGAAAGGUGUUAUAAAAGGGGUUCCGCAAGGAGGUGUCCUGGGGCCAGUGUUUUUCAAUAUUUUCAUCAACGACUUGUUUUACUGGCUAACACAAUGUAAACUACACGCAUAUGCCGACGAUCAUCAGUUAUACUCUUCUAAUACUGACCCAGUAGCCCUAGAGGACUGUAUUUGUCGUGAAGAGUUGCAAACGAGUGGUAUCGCAGCAAUAGAAUGAUUGUAAAUGAGACAAAACAUCAGGCUAUCGUCUUGGGAAGAACAGGCCACUCCUUCUCUUUACCAUUAAAAGAUUCUUUGGAUAUAUUUGAAAUAAAUAUUGACAAUAGGCUGUGUUUCGAUAAUUAUACAUCAACUUUUUGUAAAAAGAUAAAUAGUCAGUUUAAUGUGAUGUUAAGAUUUCGUAAACUCAUCUCUAAAGAUACUCUUUUAAGAUUACAUAAGGAAAGUGAUGAGUUCUUCUCUGUUAAACGCGGUAAUUGGGUUCAAAAUGAAAUUAGUAUAGAGCGUUUUCACAUGACAUCACAGCGGCCAUAUUGGUGUAUCAAAUCAAUCCUUUGGGAGUUGAACUCUUUUCUUAUGUAAACACUUUUUGUUCCUAUAAAUUUUCAAAGAUGCUGGCCACCUGAGCAAAAACGUUCUAUUUACACUUUUAUUGUCGGUCAUUCUUCUCUUGCCUUUUAGCCUCUUUUUGUUAAUGAUAUAAAAAUAGGUAGGAAAGAUUGUAGGACAACUAUAUCAGCAGGAUAUGAAACCAACGACAAACAAAACUUAUUGCCGAGAGAUAUUUGGAUGACUCUGCUAACAUUCACAUUGGUUUAUUAGGAGCAAGUGCCUUUUUGGAGCUGGGUCUAUAUGAGGAAGCCAUCGCCUGGUGUGACAAGGGAUUAGCAGUAUCCUUUUGCAAGAUAGUCAUGCAUGUUACCGUGCCUUAAUUAUAAAGUAUACCAACUGUCUUCCCUCCGUUACUGAAAAAUAUUUUUAAAAUUAGCAUGUUUUUUGCCUUUUUUACACCCAAUAAGCAUUACGUCCGCAUUUAAUGAAGACGGGGAGCAAGGGUGGCGCAGUGGUCAAUGAACACUUUAAUUUCAAUAGGGUGCAUAAUCAGUACAGACCAACUGUACUCUCCCUUAUGAGAGUACUCUCCUCCCACCAAUGUGGCCAGCCAGUCAAAUCAUGGCGGCGACACCAUAUGUGGGUCAAGUUUGUUGUUGUUUCUCUCCCUUGCUCCGAGAGGUCUUUCUCCAGGUACUCCGGUUUUCCCGUCUCCUCAAAAACAACACUUCCAAAUUCCAAUUCGACCGGGAAUCAGGUGGACGGAGAACCACUUAGUGGAUGUGCUACUCUAAAUCGCUAUUUAUUUUAUUUAUUAAUGUAUAUUUAUGACGGUGGCAAGCCAUUAGAUUGACAUCUGCCGUUUUUACUAGACAUACUAUCUGUCUGUGACAGUCUUGGGAAAAAGUUUCCCAGAAAAUAUUAAUGUGUCUGUUUGAACUAUCUUGUGAAGUUCGUUAUUAAUUUUUCAUGAGUUCGUCAUGAUUAUUGCUUUUGAGUUUAUUAUUUAUAUUUUGGGGACGUCGUUUAUAUAUAGGGUCAACCUUACGAUUUUUCUUUUCUACUUUUUUUAAAAUUGCUUUCUUAUCUCUCGAAUAAACCCAUAUUGUCAUUGUGAUUGUGAUGAAAGACGCGGAACCCCCGAAAAUAUUGAGAAGGGAAUACUGGCAGCAGUAAAGAUACUGUGGUAGCACGUGUAACAUAAAGAAUUCUUUGGAUACUUCUACGAAUUCACGAGAAUAGGCGGAUGGUACGCAGUCUAUAAAAAGGAAAAUAGACUAUAAUUAAGGGUGGGGAUGGUUAUGCGUGCCAGUAUAAGGCCUGACAAACGUAGAUCUGAUGUCAAGGCGAACUGUCUGCUGAACCACUGUCAACUGAACUAACGCAUAGAUAAUAAGACCUGUCUUUAAACAAGACGCUUAUAAAAGUUUUUACAUUGUCUAGUGCAAACUUUCUUCAGCCUUAUGCGAUCUUCCUCCUUUCCUUCUGUCUGUCUGCCUGUCCAUUUGUCUGUCUGUCUUUCUACCAGCCAGCCUGCCUGUGCGACGGUGUGUCGCUUCUUCUUGGCUUCUGGCUCGCAGUUCUUAACCUUCCUUUAGGAAACACUAGUUUUGAUUUAUCUUAACCUUUGAAAGAUUAACAAGAGCAGUAAAACUCUGUUGGAUUUACGGAACAAGUCUGUUGUUAAACACAUGUUGCAUGAGGUCAAGCAGGGAAAAGUAGAGAGUAAUCAGAAAUAUGGCAAAUCAAUGAAAUUCAGAACGAAUGAAGAGGGUGGUUGCACUGGAAUUGCCUAUCGCAGCCGUGAAGAAUUGAGAAAAGCCAAAGAUUAUCAUGAGUACUGUCUAGAGAUCGCCAAACGAGUUGGAGACAAGUUCAGUGAAGGACGAGAGUAUUGCAAUCUGGGCAACAUAUUUGCCGACAUGGGAAAUCUUCAGAAAGCUAUUGAUUACCAUGAUUGCAGUCUAAAACUUUGCAAAGAAAUAAACCACAGGGCUAAUGAAGGACGCUCGUAUUGUAAUCUUGGCUCCACUUUUAAAGAUCUUGGGGAUCUUAAGAGAGCCAUAGAAUUUCUUGAAAUCUCCCUAGCAAUAGCCGUAGAAGUAAAAGACAGUAUUGAAGAGGCACGCGCAUGUCAUAAUCUUGGCCAAACUCAUUUUGCUCUUAAAGAUUUUAAGAAAGCAAUAGCUUUCUACCAACGAUGUCUUAAAAUUUCUAAAGACGUGGGAGACAAGUCUGGAGAAGGGCACACUUAUGGUAAUAUUGGCAGUGUUCAUUAUAGCCUGGGGAAUUUUACAAAGGCUUUAGAGUGCCACGAGCUCGCUCUUCACACUGCCAAAGAAGUGGGUGACAUGUUUCUACAAGGACUCACGUAUGGUAAUAUUGGUGCGGAUUACAACGGCCUUGAACAGUUCAAAAAAGCCAUUUUCUUUCUUGAAAGGAGUUUAAUAAUUUGCAAAGGAGUAGGAGACAGGCUUGCCGAAAGAAAUGGCUAUCUUAAUCUUGGCAAUGCAUACACCAGUCUGGAAAAUUUUGAAAAAGCCAUGCACAAUUACGAAAAAUGUCUCAAUCUUGUUAAAGAAGAUGACUGUAAGUCUGCUGAAGCACAAGUGUACCGUAAUCUUGGUUCCCUUUAUAGUAAAAGAAAAGAUUUUAAAAAAGCCUUUGACUAUUUCGAAUGCAGUCUAAAACUUGCAAAAGAAGUGCAAGACAGGUCUGACGAGGGACAGGCUUAUUGUAAUCUCGGCGAAACUUUUAACAUUCUCGGAAAUAUAAAAAGGGCUGUUCAUUACUAUGAACUUUAUCUACAAAUAACUAAAGAAGAUAAUGACAGAGCAGGGCAAGCAAGAGCCUAUGAAAGACUGGGCACCGCUUAUCAAAUUCUAAAAGAUUUUCCCAAAGCUAUAGAAUACUUUGGACUCUCUUUACAGAUUGAUAAAGAAGCAACAAACAGCAGAGUUAAGGUAGAUGUCCUUAAUAAUCUUGGAGUCUGUUACGACAAUAUGGGAAAUUUUAAAAAAGCAAAAGAAUGUCUAGAAGGUUGUCUUAAAAUUUCGAGAGAACUGAAAGACAACUCUCUCAUUGGAAAGUCUCAUAUCAACCUUGCCAAUGCUUACUAUAGCCUCGGUGAUCUUAAGAAAGCUAUAGAGUGCUAUGAACAUUCUCUGCAAAUUGCCAAAGAAUCAGAUGACAGGUCAGGUGAGGGAAACGCCUAUGGCAGCCUUGGCAAUGCUUAUUGCGCACUUGGGGAUUACAAACAUGCAAUAUGCUACUACGAACACUGUUUGGAGAUUUCCAAAGAAUUACGAGACAGGAAUAAAGAGUCAUGUGCUUAUGCUGGCCUCAGCAACAUUUUUGCCUGUCUUCAAGAUUAUGAAAGAGCCAAAGAAUACAAUGAGUUAUUUUUGAGAAUUGCAAUAGAAGAAAAAGACAUACGUCAACAAGGACUUGCUUAUUGUAACCUCGGUGCUGACUGCUACAGCCUUGGAGAAUUCAAUGAAGCCAUAGAUUAUCAUAAACGAAGCCUUAAAAUUGCAACAGAGAUCAAUGACAGGUCUGGAGAAGGAAGAGCAUAUGGAAAUAUUGGACUUUGUUAUUGCGGUCUGGGUAAUUAUGAAAGAGGAAUAGAUUAUAUUAAGCGCAAGUUAGAAAUUGCCAAAGAGGUGGGUGAGAUGAAAGAAGUGGCAUACGCGUAUGCAAGCCUUGGACGUAACUUGGAAUACUUAGGUUAUCUCCAAGAGGCUAGUGAAUGUUAUAUGUCCAGUGUCAAAGUAUUUGAUGCUAUGAGAGCUUGUCUCCAGUCUAAGGAUAAGUGGAAAGUCAGUUUUAGUGACAAACAAAACAAAAUAUACAUUGAUUUGUGCAAAGUGCUAUUGAAAUUAGACAGGUCUUUCGAGGCCCUUUGCACUGCUGAAAAAGGAAGAGCACAAGCCUUGAAUGAUCUUUUGAAAUCUAAUUUCCGAAUUUGGACAGAUAUCAACGCAAAGUCAAGCUCUGAGGAAGAAACGAUACAGGAUUUUUUUCCAGGAAUUCAAUGCGAGGUGAUUUUUCCAUUCUUCCAUGGAGACGCAAUUUACCUCUGGGUGAUCCAAGAUCAAAUAAAUGUUAACAAAAGGGUGAAAGAAGUCAGCUGUGACUACACAAGAGAAAGUGUUGUCAGUUACGUUCAAAGCUUAGUUGAGAGUGCGCUUGAAGACGUUGGUGUGAACUUUGGCGUUUGCUGUGAAGAUCGCUCAUUAUAUAAACUAACAAAAUCACCUGCUGACGAAAAGCGCUUCAAUAAGACCCAGUCAUAUCCUUUGGAAUCGCAACAUUAUCUCCUGAAAAGACUAUACGAUCUCUUUAUUGCUCCUGUGGAAGACUUGAUUACUGGCAAUGAAAUUGUGAUUGUCCCUGAAGGUCCAUUGUGCUAUGCUCCUUUUGCUGCCUUCAUGGAUUCGAAUUCAAAGUUUCUAAGUGACUCGUUCAGAAUCCGAAUGAUACCAUCGCUAACUAGUCUGAGAUUGAUCUUGGAUUGUCCAGCAAAUUACCACAUUACGACUGGAGUACUGCUUGUGGGAGAUCCGUGGGUUCAAGAUAUCACCGUCGAUGAUGGAGGAAAGCUAGAUCAGCUACCUUACGCGAGAAAGGAAGUAGAGAUGAUCGGGAGAAUACUCAAGGUUUCUCCCCUUACUGGUAAAGAAGCAACAAAGGACGAAGUACUAAAGAGACUUUCAUCAGUUGCGUUAGUUCACAUCGCAGCUCACGGUCGUAUGGAAACAGGGGAAAUUGCACUCUGUCCAAACCCUUCUCGAACAUCCUUAGAGCCUGAAGAUGAAGACUUCAUCUUAUCCAUGAGCGAUGUGUUAAAUGUGAAGCUGAGAGCCAAACUAGUUGUGCUUAGUUGUUGUCACAGUGGUCGUGGAGAGAUCAAGGCUGAGGGUGUGGUCGGUAUUGCGCGAACUUUCAUGGGUGCCGGUGCUCGUUCCGUGUUGGUGUCUCUGUGGGCCAUUGAUGAUGAGGCUACCCUGGAGUUCAUGAAAACGUUUUACCAGCACUUGGCAGAAGGAAAAGGUGCAAGUGAAUCUCUAAACCGAGCUAUGAAAAACAUGAGAGAAUCUGAGAGGUUCAGUGACGUGAAAUACUGGGCGCCAUUUGUACUUAUUGGAGAUGACGUCUCUUUGCAAUUUGCCAAGAAUGACUAG
This is a messenger RNA of Porites lobata, 8476 nucleotides long. NCBI's taxonomy places the organism in Eukaryota, Metazoa, Cnidaria, Anthozoa, Scleractinia, Poritidae. The record is from the annotation of a GenBank genome assembly.